AUGAGUAUAUCAGGAACUGCCUGCUUUCAACCUGGUUCGAUUUUAGGCUUUAGUUACUAUGUUCUAGCAUGGAAUUACAAUAGAACCCCUGAUACUAUUAACAUCUUAGAUGAAUCAGCUGACUUCCUCAAAGGCCUGCUGGUCACACGUCUCAUGCCCUCGUUCUACAUCUUCAUCAUCCUCAUUAGUUUGCCCCUGAACGCUUUGGCCCUGGUGGCGUUCACCUGUAGGAUCCGAGAGAAGAAACCAGCGGUGAUCUACAUGUCUCACCUGGCGUGUGUGGACCUGCUCUUCACCCUGCUGCUGCCUCUGAAGAUCCACUACCAGCUGAACUCUUCAGAUUGGGUGUUCGGUGAGGCUCUGUGUCGUGUGAUCAGUGCAGCUUACUACUGCUACAUGUACUGCUCCAUACUGCUGAUGAUGUGCAUGAGUGUGGACCGGCUGCUGGCCGUGGUGUUUCCCAUCGCCUCUCUGACCUGGAGGAGCACGAGGAAAGCCACAUGUGUGUGUGUGCUGGUCUGGCUGCUGGCGCUCGCUGGUACAGCGCCACUUCUCUCAAUGAAUCAAACAGUUGAGAUUGAGAAUGUUGGUGUCACAUGCCAUGAUGUACUUCGCCAAAAUGACUCUACAGUAGACUAUUAUGUGUACUUGUUCUCCAUCCUCUCCUGCCUAUAUUUCUUCUUGCCUCUGGUGGUCACCAUUGUGUGCUACUCCACCAUCAUACAUGCACUUGGUGCAAAAUCUGAUCGCUUAACAACAUCAUCUUCAUCUUCAGACCAACGAAGGAAAGCUGUGAUUCUGACUAUCUCUGUGCUGAUUGAGUUUGUGGUGUGCUUUGCUCCAACCAAUGGCAUCUUGUUGUACCACUGUGUUCAUUUAGCUAAAGGAGGACACCGUGAGGGAGAUUCAUCAUAUGCUGUUUACCUGCUGGCUGCGUGUUUGGGAAGCACAAGUGUUUUUCUGGAUCCUCUGCUCUACUACUACGGCUCGUCUCAAUACAGGAAGCAGAUCCGCUCUGUGUUUUGGUGCAAGAAAGCAAAAAAGAGAGCAAAAACGCAGUCAAAUACAAGAACAACUGGCAGCACUACAGCUGGCCAGUAA
Messenger RNA from Puntigrus tetrazona (Sumatra barb), 1101 nucleotides. Its product is annotated as proteinase-activated receptor 1-like. Gene Ontology annotation, molecular function: thrombin-activated receptor activity. Gene Ontology annotation, biological process: phospholipase C-activating G protein-coupled receptor signaling pathway; thrombin-activated receptor signaling pathway; blood coagulation. Lineage: Eukaryota; Metazoa; Chordata; Actinopteri; Cypriniformes; Cyprinidae. The record is from RefSeq and is a predicted model, not a curated record. Gene Ontology annotation, cellular component: membrane. The transcript has 2 exons. The coding region runs from base 1 to 1101 and encodes 366 amino acids.